Mesocestoides corti is the source of this 1239-nucleotide messenger RNA. Lineage: Eukaryota; Metazoa; Platyhelminthes; Cestoda; Cyclophyllidea; Mesocestoididae. The record is from the annotation of a GenBank genome assembly.
AUGGAGUGCUUUGAAAUCCUUUACGAGCGUGCACUUCAGGAGUCAGCUAAGGUGUACGAAGAAACCUUUAGACAGUUUGAUGGAAUUGAAACGUCGUUAACUCAUGGUGGGCACAAGCCUUUAGAGUUACCAGACAUGGGCCAUCCUGUUGUUACACCAAUAACGUUGUCAACGACAUUUCAGCAGUUAAAACCUGCUACUGGGAAGUACGAGUACGCUCGGUCUGGCAACUAUUCCAGACAUGUCUUAGAAAGUUGCAUAUCAACAAUUGAAAACAGUGAGGGAGCAUUUGUCUUUGCUUCUGGCCUUGCUGCUCUUGGCGCGUGCCUCGAUUUGUUGAGCCAUGGAGAUCAUAUCAUUUCUUUUGAUGAUCUGUAUGGAGGUACUGGAAGAUAUUUUCGAAAAAUUGCUUCAAGACACGGUCUGGAGUUUAGUUAUGUGGACAUGCGCAACCCUGAACUUAUUAAAACAGAAUUGAAACCGAAUACCAAGAUGGUUUUUAUUGAGACUCCAUCAAAUCCCUUGAUGCGAUUGGUUGACAUUGUUGAGGUUUCGCGUAUUGCCCAUGAAGCAGAUCCCAACAUUCUUGUUGUUGUCGACAACACUUUCAUGUCGCCUUACUUCCAGCGGCCACUCGAACUAGGUGCAGAUAUCUCCUUAGCAUCGCUAACAAAGUACAUGAAUGGUCAUUCCGAUGUGAUUAUGGGUUCGGUUGCAAUUCGUAAGGGCCUCCCUGAAGUGCAAAGUCAAUUGAAAUUCAUCCAGAACGCCGCGGGUGCAGUUCCGUCCCCAUUCGACUGCUUCCUCUGUCUACGCGGUCUCCGUACUCUGGCGGUGCGGAUGCAAGCGCACAUGCGAAAUGGGCUCACCAUCGCCAGCUUCCUCUCACAACACCCCAAAGUCGAGGCUGUUCUGCACCCAGGACUAAAAAGCCAUCCACAGUGGGAGUUAGCACGGAGACAGAUGAGAGGAUUCAGUGGGAUGAUCUGCGUCUUCCUCAAGGCAGACGCCAAACAGACGGCCGACUUUGUUAAGAACCUCAAAUUGUUCCUCUUGGCUGAAAGUCUCGGUGGGUAUGAGAGCUUGAUUGAAAUUCCGUCUCUGAUGACGCAUGCCUCAGUGCCCGAGGAGACGAGAAGGGUUCUCGGAAUAACCAACAGCAUGCUACGCCUCUCCGUGGGCCUUGAAGACUGUCGCGACUUGGCGAAGGACCUCUUCGACCAGCUGGAAAAGUUGUAA